CAGCCCCACCAUGCUGGACACCAUCAGCAGUCAGUACGACUCCUUCAUCUACUGGAGGAUGCCCAUCCCGCGGCUGGAGCUGGCGGAGCUGGAGGGGCUGGGCCUGGGGUCCCUCUAUGCCCCCCAUGGCAAAGUGCCCGAGGUGGCCCAGGAGCCCGGCCGUGCGGAGGAGGACAGCCUGCUGCCCUUCAGCAGCUUCAACUUCUGGAGGGCGCCCAUCGCCAGCCUCAGCUCCUUCGAAUUCGACCUCAUCUGAUGCCCUCCUCCCUGCUCCCCGUUGCCAGGCGUGCCAGGGUUCGGUUUUGUUGGUUCUGUGCGGUGUCGGGUGUUUGGUUUUGCUUUAUUUUAAACCCCUGGGCGCUGCUAAGGAAGCCUGUGCUCAGCCCAGCCCUGCGGCACCGCCUCACCUCCUCCAUCCCUCCUGGGAACGCGGCGGGGCGAGCGGAGCCAGGCUGUCCUUGGGAUGGAACCCGUCUGCUUCGCUCCUCAGUGCUGUGUUGAAAUCAGAGAAAGGAACCAAAGCUCCACUCGCUUCGGAUUUUUAUGUGCUUUGGUUGUGGUGUUUUAUUUUUUUUCCCCCCAAGAUUGUUUUCUGGGAGAGCAAACAGCAGCUGUCAUUGUGGGUGCGUUUGGGGUUGGAUGCAGUGCCAUGGGAAGCCGUAGGAAAGCCAUGAUGCAAAACAUCCCAAAAGUGACCUAAAAAAAGAGGGGCAGGCAGCUGGUAGCAGUCAGAGCGCUGGCAAGGCACCAGAGCUGGGCAUAACUCCCCAGUGAGAGCCACACCUCUGACAAUGAUGCACUGCUGGCAGAGGUGGAAAAUCCCAACUCCAAAACACGGGCUGGAAAAGUGGGUGCCAAUCUGAGCCUGUAACCCACGUGGGGCUGCCCAGCCAUCCGUGAGGAGCAUCACCUCCACUGCUGGCAGCAGGCACAGCCCGUGCAUCUGCAGACAGCUGCCACUGGAGGACCAGCAUCCUGUCAACACAGCUGUGUCCCAUUCCUGCCUGAAAGAGAGAAAAACGGGUUCAAAGUAGAGCCGCCGCCCCAUUUUCCUCCACAACCCGAUGCCUUUCGCCCCCCACCCGCUGUGUUCACCCGCCCCCUGCCCCCACAGAACUGUGUCAGGUUUGUCCUGGUUUCUGCCACGGCCCCACAGUGCACACAGCCGCUGUGCCGGCAGUCUGGCACUGCUGCUUCCCUGUACCGCCUUCUGCACCUGCCAAUAAAGGCUGAAUGUCCUCCUA
Molecule: messenger RNA, 1244 nt
Organism: Lagopus leucura (white-tailed ptarmigan)
Lineage: Eukaryota; Metazoa; Chordata; Aves; Galliformes; Phasianidae
Gene: MLLT11
Product: MLLT11 transcription factor 7 cofactor
Exons: 1
Coding region: 11-256 (81 amino acids)
Biological process (GO): positive regulation of DNA-templated transcription; positive regulation of release of cytochrome c from mitochondria; apoptotic signaling pathway
Cellular component (GO): nucleoplasm; cytosol
Source: RefSeq, a predicted model, not a curated record